Messenger RNA from Capsicum annuum, 1240 nucleotides. Its product is annotated as probable carboxylesterase 17. Gene Ontology annotation, molecular function: hydrolase activity. The transcript has a single exon. Lineage: Eukaryota; Viridiplantae; Streptophyta; Magnoliopsida; Solanales; Solanaceae. The record is from RefSeq and is a predicted model, not a curated record. Bases 122 to 1138 code for a protein of 338 amino acids.
UCAACCUCUCUAUAAAAGGACACCAAAAUCUAACACAUGUAUCACCAAACUCCAGCAGACAAAACCAAAUUACUCACUACAAACAUAUCCUAUCAAUAUCCUCUCCAAAAAAAAAAUAAAAAUGGUGACUGCCAUUUCAUAUGAUCCAAGACAAAAUCUCAACGUAAGAAAAGACCAACAUGGAAUAGUUGUAGUCGAAGAAAUUGAAGGCCUUAUAAAAGUAUGCAACAAUGGCCAUGUUGAAAGACCACCUAUUGUCCCAAAUGUUCCACCUGUUUCCCUGCCUGAUAUUACAUCCAAAGAUGUCAUUUUUCAUAGUCCUACUAAUUUAUGGUCACGAAUUUACGUCCCCAAUACUUCGAGGAAUAAAUUGCCUUUGCUUGUUUACUUUCAUGGAGGCGGUUUCUCUGUAGGUUCUGCUGCAUGGAAAUGCUACCAUGAUUUCCUAUCAACUCUUGCUUCAAAAAUUGGCGUUGUUGUUAUGUCAGUUAAUUAUCGAUUAGCACCCGAAAAUCGCCUUCCUGCAGCUUAUGACGAUGGAUUCCAUGCUAUAAUGUGGCUAAAGAAUCAAGCAAUGGUCAAUUCCAAGGAACAAUAUUGGUGGUCUAGUAAAUGCAAUUUUUCAAACAUGUUCCUUAGUGGUGACAGUGCUGGUGCCAAUAUUGCUUAUCACGUAUCCAUUAGGCUCAAUUCGAAUAAUAACAAUAAUCUCAAGCCUUUGUGUCUCAAAGGGCUUAUUUUAAUCCAACCAUUUUUCGGAGGGGAAUCGCGGACUCAUUCGGAGAAAUAUUCAGUUCAGCCUUCGUAUUCUGCUUUGAAUUUAUCCGCUUCGGAUACUUACUGGCGAAUGGCAUUGCCAGUGGGUUCGAAUCGUGACCAUCCGUGGUGUAGGCCAAGAUUCAAUAGUAAUAAUAAUAUGAAACUUCCGUCCGUAUUGAUCUGUAUAUCGGAGAUGGACAUACUCAAAGAUAGGAAUUUGGAAAUGUGUAGUGUACUGGCAGAUGCUGGAGUAAAAGUGGAAAAACAGGUUUAUAAAGGUGUGGGCCAUGCAUUUCAUAUUCUGCAUAAUUCUCCACUCUCUCAGCCAAGAACUCAAGAUAUGAUGUCUCAUAUGAAGGCUUUUAUCCAUAACCAAUAACUUAACGUAGUUAACUAGUGGUAGUAGUAUUAUUGAUUGGAUAUGUAGAAUGAUGAUUUAAUUAUAUUUGCUAUAUAUAUAUAUCCAGUGUCUAGUCUGCAG